AUGCUCUGUCUCCGAGUUACGCAUGCAAGAUCCGAGCGUGGUUAUGCAUCUCAGAACGCCACGGAUGAACUCAGCUCUUUCGCAUUUCUCCAUCCGUUAGUCCGAUUACCCGGAAGCGAUCACUCGAUGGAACAAUGGGAGUUGCUGCAACACUACAGUGACGCACACCAUUUAUGCGCGGAAUGUCGUGCGCAACAACGGAUAUCCUGUUUUUUGACUUCGGAUCGUCUAGGCCUCCACCGAUUUCAAGAACAUCCUAACGAAGUCGCUAACGACCCGAAUUCUUGGCUACCAGUUUCCAUCCAGUUACCACCUCGAGAGGCCGCUGCUUCGCGGAGGUAUGACAAUUCGGGCACCCAAACUGGAAUAGAUAGGGUUGGCGGGUAUCUAAGGGCUUCUGACGGUACCUUGGUCGCUGAGGGGACAGGCGCGGGGGUUCGGUUCCGUCGAGUCAACCCAAGCGAGUGGACAGGUGAUGAUUUCCCAACCCUUGGGGCAAGUGGAUCUACCAAUCAACAGCCUGCUCCAGCGAGUACUCGGGAUUCAUACUCUAGGCCACAAUCUGGUGCACCAGUUACAACCAGUGCUUCGACACCGCGUCCGGCAGCAACGUUGGCGUCUGUCGCCGGUCGUGGGCGUCAAAAUCAACUGACUGCGGAUGAUUUCCCUAGUCUUCCAGGGUCUAACGUAUCGCCAAAGGCCUCUUCCCAACCACUCUGGAAAGCCAAAAGCCACAGUCAGCCCGCAUCACAAUCAUCCAAUACGGCUGCGAGUCGGACUCGGCAGGUGAAACCAACACAGCAGGAUUUCCCCGAACUACCUGCAACCGGCCGAACAGCAUUGUCCAGGGAUCCCGUCUCUGAUAACUGGGGUCCACCCACCCACGAGCAGCCGUCUUCUGUUCGACUUGGCGUUGAUCAGUCUUCAUCCAACCGUAUUCAGCAGCCUAGUCGUCCCGUUGUUCCACUUGCGUCUGAUUUUCCUAGUCUUUCCAACGGUCCAUCUGCUAGCCAACUGAAGUCAUUGUCAAGUCCUCUGCCUUCAUAUACCGUGCAUAAAAUGCACAGUGUCGACAAGAAGUCUAAUGGGAAGAAAAAGCGCUCAGUUGUGCCACCAUCAACUGUCGAAUAUACAGAGGAUUCCUCACCUGGUGGCCUCAGGACCAAAUUGCGUCAACAACGCAAUCCCGACAUCAGACACGCUUUGUCUGUCAAUCCGCUCACCACCACUGACGGAGAUAAUGCUGACAAUCGGUCAUCAUUCAGUCAUAUCCAGUGUGCUGACUCACUUCCUCGACCGGCGCCAUGCGACCAGCCAAGAGCCCAAACAGGGCCCACUCCUGAUGAAUUUCCUUCAUUAUCGAACACUACCAAACCGGAGAAAACCGCAGUUAAUGGACAACAAGAGACUGCGAAAGACAAGCGGCCUGCAAAGAAAAGCUCUGUCGCCAUCAAUCCGAAUAAAGACACAUCCAGUCCGAAGAAAGUUCCCGACGGACAUUGGCCGCUUCCUCCCAGUGGUCUGGUUGAUACAGAGUGUAUAUUGUAUGCUGAGGCAAAGUAUGUACCUCCUUUGGAUGCAGAUAUUCGCAAUCGAGACUUGAUACGCACGGUGGAGACUACUCUGUUCGAUCUGGGUGGGAAGACUACAUUCUCUCGUUUUGCGGAUCUAUCCCGUCGAUACAGUCACAGACAGUUGACCGCUUCUGCAUAUAUGGAGGGCCUUUUGGGUCUGUUGUCUGUCGGUAGCGGGAAUAAAGAUUCCAUUGAUCCGCCACUGUGGAUAGCACCAAUGAUUGCCUUCCUCCCUGAUAUUGGUCUUCAACGAGCACUUUUGCGAGUGCUCCAGGGUCAAGGGGCGCCCAGGUUACCUCCAGAAUUGCGGCAAGAAGGACAGGCUAGUCGUCGGGCCCGCGAGCCGCUUGUUGCCCCACCAGUUUGGGCGAAGCAAGUCGUUAGCCUGCUGCAGUGUUGUCGGACAUGUGGUCAGCUGACUGUUUACUCGAUAUACUUCUUUUGGCUGUUUAACAGAUUUAUUAUGACCGGACGAAGGCGUCCAAAGUCCGUCCGCAAGGCUCGUGCGCUUGCGGUUGCACGAGAAGAACGUUUGUAUUCAAAAGAGCCGCACAGUUUUGUGUUUGCGCGACCAGGUGUAGGAAAUUUGGUCAAGCAAUUAUCCUUGGAUAUACGGCGAGUCUUCGAACCGAACACAGCCACACGACUGAAGACACAUCGUGGAAACGUGCUGAAAGAUUUUGUGGCUGUCGCUGGUCCGCUGAAUGUUUCGCAUCUGCUCUAUCUGACCCACCCCCAUGCGGACAAGCGAAAUGAGAAACGCGCCCGACAACUGGCCAAAAAGGCUCUGAAAAAGUCAGAGACUUCUCAAGCUCAAGUUGAAAAAAUCAAAUCUCUACCCGAUCGGGACUCGGACCACCCAACUGGCGGUGGUGUCUAUCUUCACCUCGUCAGGGCUCCACACGGUCCCAGUCUCACAUUCUCUGUGGUCGAGUACAGUCUUCAACGCGAUGUACUCACCCUCGUGCGCCGUAUUUUCAAUUCGCAUCAGUACAGCACUCCCCCACUCCUGGCAAUGACUGGUUUUGGCUCUUUGAAUCCGAACGCAGAGCCUCCAAAACAACCCCAGCCUCCUCCACCACAUCUUCGUUUGGUGGUGGACAUGUUUCAAAAUAUGCUGCCGUCACUGAAUGUACAAAAGCUGAAACUUAGCACUGUUCGUCGGGUACUGCUUAUCAGUCGCGAAGUGGACUUAUCGACCACCGCCGAUUCGACAAAUCCGGAUGAUGUCAUCUAUGUUCGUCACUACCACAUCCGCACUGAGAAUCGCAACGUCAGUCGUGCCCUCCGGCGACUGAGCGUGGGCGGGACACGGUUGAAAAAGCGAAAAUUGCUCAACCCAACCGUGAACGGGGUCCCUUUGAAUCCCGGACUAGGUCCUGGGGGUUCUGGGAAGUCCUCUAACGUGCCCAAUUUGUCAAAAUACUCAUGCAUAGAAGAUUUCGUGACCAAAUCCGGAAUGCUUUCGGACUCGGGUCUGUCCGAUGCCCUUUCCGACAUGGAGGAAGUUGAGCUUCCAGCCAGUGUAUCCCUUCCCGGUAGUGUUCCUGGAUCUCUUGAUGGCUCAGCCAAAUCGCGAAAGCGUAAAUUUGUGCCAUCGCAUGGAUUGCGUCAUUUGGGCACGGCUAAGACUGCUAGCAUCCGACUCACGGAAAUUGGACCGCGUCUAACCCUUCGGCUAAUCAAAGUCGAGGAAGGCUUGAACACAGGCGCAGUCCUCUAUCAUCGAUGGCAGUCUCGUAGUUUGGCUGAGGUCGUUAAUCAGUCCGAGCGUCUUCGCCAGCGAGAGGCUUUACGUUCAAAGCGUCGGGCUGAACAUGAAGCCCAUCGGGCGGCGAAGGAAGCAGCGCGUGAAGCGCAUCGCACUGCUUGUAUAGAAGGUAUGCGACGUGCUGGCCAACUACCUGUUGAAACCUCCUCGCACGGAGAGUCAUCGGCAUCCGAAGACGACACUGUCCACAGUGAUAGCGAUAAACAUGUGAACGUGACUAAGAAAUCCACCAUCAGUCUCAAUACAGGGAAGGCCAGAAAGCAGAAACACAAACGUUCGGUUGUUGCCGCUCGUCGAUCAAAUCCGGUAAAGAUUAAAAGACAGGUUGAUUUGCUCCAGGUAACCCGAAAUGAACUGUCCAUCACCGAUGGACACCAUGGACCAGAGCAGGCAUACAUGUGUAAACCUUAG
Opisthorchis viverrini is the source of this 3756-nucleotide messenger RNA. RefSeq lists its product as hypothetical. Lineage: Eukaryota; Metazoa; Platyhelminthes; Trematoda; Opisthorchiida; Opisthorchiidae. Gene Ontology annotation, biological process: ribosomal large subunit assembly; rRNA processing. The transcript is spliced from 14 exons. Gene Ontology annotation, cellular component: preribosome, large subunit precursor. Gene Ontology annotation, molecular function: rRNA binding. The coding region runs from base 1 to 3756 and encodes 1251 amino acids. The record is from RefSeq and is a predicted model, not a curated record.